ACCUGUGCGCUGGAAUAGAAGGAAAAGCCAAGUCGUCUAGUGAACGUGUCUUUCUACCGGCAGCGUAACACUAUUUUUCAUUCGGCUCUUACAACAACUGACACUCAAAGAAGGCCUGGUCUUACUCAGAAAAUGGCCAAAAAGCGGAGCGAUAGGCGAGAGACAAAUGACUUGGUUUUGCCACAUGAGGAAGUGAACGCUAAGGCUACGGAUCCCAUAGCAUUGACCGAUAGACAUAAUGACACACUGGGCUCAACACGCAUGUCUAUCCUCCUCCUCCUUACUAUCUUCACCUGUUCAGCCUCAGUCAUGUACCUGGUCUACAGGAACUUCCCAGAGCUUUCAGAUGAUGAAAUGGAGAAAAUUAAAAUCCCUAAAGACAUGGAGGAUGCCAAAGCUUUGGGAACUGUGUUGUCUAAAUACAAAGACAUCUACUACAGCCAGGUUUUGGUGGCCUACUUUGCAACCUAUGUUUUCCUUCAGACCUUUGCGAUCCCCGGAUCCAUUUUCCUCAGCAUUCUGUCUGGAUAUCUCUACCCUUUCCCCCUGGCUCUUUUCUUAGUCUGCUUGUGUUCUGGUUUGGGUGCUUCCUGUUGCUACAUGCUGUCAUACUUGGUGGGUCGACCUGUGGUCUACAAAUACCUCACAGAAAAAGCCCAAAAGUGGUCACAGCAGGUGGACAAACACAGAGAUCAUUUGAUCAAUUAUAUCAUUUUCCUGAGAAUAACUCCCUUUCUUCCUAACUGGUUCAUCAACAUUACCUCACCUGUCAUCAACGUGCCCCUGGGAGUUUUCUUCAUUGGAACCUUUUUGGGUGUGGCACCACCAUCUUUUGUAGCUAUCAAUGCGGGUACCACACUGUACAAACUGACCACCGCCGGUGAGGCAGUGUCCUGGAACUCGCUUGCUGUGCUCGCCGUCCUAGCUGUGCUCUCCAUAGUUCCUGUCUGCUUCCAGAAAAAGUUGCAGCAGAAACUAGAGUAGACCACAAAAGACCUAAACACCUGCAACCCACCCCCCCAUCCACCGCACCUGCCGUAUUUUCACCUCAGGAACGUGCGGCUGUCGCUCAAGAUUUCUGUCACGGUCACAGUUGCUUGAAGUCCUGGUGGGUAGGUUCUCUCCCGCCAGUGACACCACAAACAAGCCUCGACCGAACGGUUUGCACAAAAGUGACUUGUUUCUGUUGUUCCUUAUUGAUAGUGAACUUAAGGGACAUGAGUGGAGGGAGCAUGAUGAACUAUGUUCUACAAGAAACUUUUCUCUCCCUCCAUGUCGCUACUUAAGAUAAUGUAUUAUUUUAUUUAAGAGUGACCUAAAGACACUACUUGGUAGGAUGUUAUGACUGGAUUCUAAUGUUCAACUUUUUCUUAAUGAUUUUUAAUAUGACUCCAAUUGGCCCCGUUUUAAUUGGUGAUAGUGUUCUGCUUGCUAAAAAUAACCACUUCACUGCAAAAUCCACCACAGUGGAAUCUCCCCCCCCUUGUGAAUGACAUCAACAUUCUAUUUGUAGCAGCAAAACGGUCACUCUGUGUCAUGUCCCGGUAUUUUCUCCCCCUUUCUGUCUCUAAAAGAGCAAUAACUCCCACAGUGUCACCUCUGUCUUGAAAAGGAAGUUUAGUUUUUAAGGGUCAUAUCAAGUGCUUGCCUUAUCAAUGAAAAGUACAAGGCGGGGGGGGGGGGGGGGGGGGGAUUCAAAAGUACGGGACAGUACAGUAAAAACGUGAGCAUGAUACAAUAGAAAACUGCAUUUUUUUGUUUAUGAGUUCUACCUCUAAAUGUUUUCGGAUCCUCUACCAUGUAUUUAUUUUAACCCCCACCCCUUCCUCUGCUUUUUGGACACACUGUCAAUACGGGAAAAACAUCUUGAGCAAUUUGAAUCUGGAAGAUUGUAUGUACUGUGAAUUAAUUGCAAUGCUCCAGCCUAGUGCCAAUCUGAUUAUCCAGGCCUUGGUGCAAAAAGACUAGUGUUUUGGGAAGGCUUGGAAUUAAAAUUCAUUUUUUAAGAGGUGUUUUUUUUUUUUUUUUUCCCUUAUGAAUUGUAAAAAGUGACAUCAAUGAAGUAAAUACAUGCAGAGAACAGUUUUAUCUUAUAACAAAAGUUUUUUCUUCCGACUUUAUAGCAUUGAUAAAAUUUUUAUUUGAUUCCUUUUGGCCAAUGAAAUGUCUUAAUACAAUAUUGAUUUCUGCUAACUACUGUAUGUAUAACCUUCCCGAAACUGGAUUUUGAAUGAUUUGUCAAAGACAAGUAAAUAAACCACCUGUUGUGUGUAAAUGUGCUCAUGCACGUUCUUAUCAGUACAAUUUUGUGAUUUGUUUCUUAAUGGCCAAGGAAACUAUUUUAUACAGGGUAUCCAAGUGAUAAAUGUCUUAAAUAAAUUAUGCCUCAAUCUGGUAACAUUGGCAUAUUUUCCUGUCAUUUUUUUAGUCUUAUCUAUUUCAAAGUGUGUAUUGCCAGCAGUACAAGGAUUAUUAUUUUUUAAUAGAGUGCCAUUUGGACAUAGCAGUGGACACUACCAGAAGGGACAUUUUGUGCUAAAAU
Messenger RNA from Corythoichthys intestinalis (scribbled pipefish), 2542 nucleotides. It is a transcript of the gene tmem41b, whose product is annotated as transmembrane protein 41B. Lineage: Eukaryota; Metazoa; Chordata; Actinopteri; Syngnathiformes; Syngnathidae. Gene Ontology annotation, cellular component: endoplasmic reticulum membrane. The record is from RefSeq and is a predicted model, not a curated record. The transcript has 7 exons. Bases 133 to 984 code for a protein of 283 amino acids.